This is a messenger RNA of Adineta ricciae, 690 nucleotides long. Lineage: Eukaryota; Metazoa; Rotifera; Eurotatoria; Adinetida; Adinetidae. The record is from the annotation of a GenBank genome assembly.
AUGAGUAUCACACAUUGUAUCUUCGAUUUGGAUGGUCUCUUGUUGGACACCGAAUCACUUUAUACAGAAUGUUUACAGAAAUUAUGCGCACCUUAUGGAAAGAAUUUCACUACUGAAACGAAAUUGAAAAUGAUGGGCAAGUCGUCAUUAGAAGCUGGACGGAUACUAAUUCGCGAGUUGGAUUUGCCAAUAACAGAUGAAGAAUAUUUAGCUAAGUCAAAUGCACUCUAUAUGGAAACGUUUCCUUCAUCAGAACUUUUACCCGGAGUUGAACGUCUUAUUCAACACUUGGCUGAUCACAAGAUUCCCAUAGGCAUUGCUACGGGAUCUUCGUUUGAAUUGUACAAACUCAAAACAAGCAAGCAUACUGAAUUAUUCAAACUAUUUGAUCCAAUAAUAUGCACUGAACCAAUGGAAUUACGUUUAACUAAACCAGCACCAGAUAUAUUUCUUGCUUGUGCAAAACAAUUUUCUAACCCGCCGCUUUCAAUGAGUCAAUGUUUAGUAUUUGAAGAUGCUGAAAAUGGUAUUCGAGCUGCUCUUGCGGCACAAAUGCACGUUGUAUUCGUGCCAAGUUUACCAAUCAAUACUUACGAUCCAGAAGUGAUCAAACAGGCAACAGUUACAUUGGACAGUCUUCUUAAAUUUGAUCCGGAUCUGUUUGGUUUACCGGCAUUUAAUGAUGCAUAA